UACAGACACCAGCACUUUCUCUCCUCUCCCCGAGCCCGGUUGCAUCCCUUCCUCCUUCUACACUUCACUUGCUCACCAACCUCCUUUGUCUGGCGCGAGCAACUUUUCACUUUGGCUUUCCCACCCGACGAUAGGACGAGUGCACACCUCGUCUGCACACACACAAACACUCGCUCCCAGCGUCACUCUUCUCCCUCGGCCGGCCCUCGUCGACCGAGUCCUGCCGACCCGCGGGACUCGCCUCCUCGCCUCCUCGCCUGUCCCCCUGACCCCUGGCCUUUGUGCCGCUGCAUGCCAGCCCAUUCACACACAGACACACACCUGCACACAGACAGACAUACAGACCCCGGUGCCGGAUUGAUCGUUGCCCCCAUCGCCGACAGGAUUGGCCAUUUGCACAAGUGA
Molecule: messenger RNA, 405 nt
Organism: Protopolystoma xenopodis
Lineage: Eukaryota; Metazoa; Platyhelminthes; Monogenea; Polystomatidea; Polystomatidae
Source: the annotation of a GenBank genome assembly